Eleginops maclovinus (Patagonian blennie) is the source of this 678-nucleotide messenger RNA. It is a transcript of the gene fmc1, whose product is annotated as formation of mitochondrial complex V assembly factor 1 homolog. Gene Ontology annotation, cellular component: mitochondrion. NCBI's taxonomy places the organism in Eukaryota, Metazoa, Chordata, Actinopteri, Perciformes, Eleginopidae. The record is from RefSeq and is a predicted model, not a curated record.
UCACAAUAAAACACACAAUAACAACACGGUGUAAAGAUGGCAGCGAUGGCACCACCGUUGCAAGUGUGCAGAGGAAUACUAAAAGAACUACGUGCCAUGGGACCGACCUAUAAUAAGUCUCUGGCUUACAGCUAUGUCAUGGACCAGUUCCGUAAGAAUAAGAUAACAGGAGAAAGGUACUGCCGGGCCCAGCAGGAGGCGCACCACGACUCCAACACAUACCUGUGUUUACUGGGCUCCACCAGGACCCACCUGGCUCUGCACAAACUUUACCACGGCAAGGGCGACCGCAGCCAGGAAGAAGCAGCUGCCAUGGUGGGGCUCAGGCUGCCGAAACAGCCGGGGGGGAAGGGCUGGGAGAAGUGAGGACAGUGGAAGAACUCCUCUUUGGUCUUUUGCAAUUCACUCCAUGAAAAGCAAACUGCAAAGGGAUGAAUGUUUGGACGGCAGACUGCGCCGUCAUGGACUGCUUUGAGGGGAUUCAACUUAUUCCGGUUUUGGUCUUCUACCAAUAUGAGUACAUUUGAAGCAACUGUGAAAUAUUUCCUAUGAUUAAAAAUCUGUGUAGUUGUAAAAAUACUGUACUUCGUGUUCACACCUGCUUUUGUUUGUGUUUGGAAAACCGUUCAAACGUAUUCAUUUUGAUUCAGCUGUCACAAUAAAUAGCAUAAAUAUGAA